UGGAGUGUGGCACUGUACAAAAUGCUGCUGCAGAUACUGUGGUGAAAUUUCUAUGGAUUCUACUAAAAAAAACAAUGGAAUUGAUUCUUCAUUACUCUCAUGCAGCCAGUGUGAGGCAAAAUAUCAUCAGGAUUGUGUUGCUCAAUUUGAAUCAAUUUCUCCCAUUUCAUUGAACCUGAGUAGUGCUUUUUGUACCCAAAGUUGCAGAAAGGUUUUUGAAGGAUUGCAGAAGAUUCUUGGGACCAAGAAUGACUUGGGAGCUGGAUUUUCAUGGAGCAUUAUUAGGCGAUUUGAUGAGGAUGUUUCUAUGUAUAAGUUGGAGUUGCAUCAAAUGGCAGAAUGCAACUUGAAGAUUGCUGUUGCUCUAGCCAUUUUGGAUGAGUGCUUUCUGCCGAUUGUUGACCAGAGAAGUGGUUUUAACGUCAUUCAUAAUGUUGUCUAUAAUUGUGGAUCAAAUUUUAAUCGUCUGAACUAUAAGAGUUUCUGCACAAUAAUUUUGGAGCGUGGUGAUGAAAUUAUCUCUGCAGCCUCUAUCAGGAUCCAUGGAACCAGGCUGGCAGAAAUACCUUUUAUUGGGACAAGAAACAUGUAUAGACGCCAAGGCAUGUGCCGCCGGCUUCUUGGUGGAAUUGAAUCACUUCUCUGUUCGCUCAAUGUUGAAAAGCUGGUUAUAUCCAGCAUUCCCGAGCUACAGGAUGCAUGGACUAAGGUAUUUGGCUUCAUGCCUCUUAAUGGUUUUCAAGAAAAGGAAAUUAGAUCUGCAAAUAUAUUGGUUUUUCCUGGUACAUAUUUAUUCGACAAGACAUUGCCAAAGAUGCUUUCUCCUGAAAAACCUACACCGGUUCCUGGAGUUGUAACAAUCGAAAAUGACGUUGAGCAAUAGGCAAAAAUAACACACUCCUGGGUCUGCUACUGAGCCAACCUCCAUGCCUCUUCUCAGACUGCUGUAUAUCGUGUAAGUGUGCCUCAAGCCUAACCUACAUUUCAAGCAGACUUUGACCGAGCAAAAACCUGGCUUGAUUCUUGAGAUAUCCAUGGCUGCUAAUCAUGAAAGGAAAGAGAGUGAUUCUGGUACCAUGAAUAACCUGCCAUAGUGUAUAUCAGGAGUUUUGUUAAUUAUAAGCUGGAGAAGAAGUUUUAUCAUUUGAGUAUAAGCUUCAAUGCACGAAAAAAAAAACUUCACCAAGUUUGGCCAAAGAACAAUGCUCAUUUUUAAAUCUGCUGAAUCUCCUCAUGCAAAUCAGGUUCUAAAGUAUAAAGUUCCUAUCUCUAUGACAAAUGCUAAAGCUCUCUUUUCUUUGGAAGGAUAUAAGUUUUGUCAGGGUUAAGACAUUUAUGGAAAGCCCUCAAAAUGUUUUUCAUCUUUUCCAUAAUCUUUGGCUCUGAUGAACAUGUGGGAAGUACAUGUGGCUGCUGAGAUCCAACUCAAAUUGCACACUAAUAUAUGUUGACUUCUUAAAAUAAGUUCCAUCUUUACUCAUUUGGAACUUUCAUGGUCUGCUAUUGUAGUUGCCAAAUUCAGCAACAGAGUUCAUAUGGAAGCUAUGUGACUCAUUCUUUGACCACAUUUUUCUGUUGCUAUCAAUCUGUUAGUUUUAAGAUAGUGUUGAGAAUAGUCAAUAACUUUGUAAAGAUUGCCCAAUAAGUUUAUCUUGUAUAGAAGGUUGGCAAUUAAUUUUGUUAGCUUGGGUAGAAGAUUGUAUAGGUGUCAAUUGAUUUUACAGCAUUGUGUAGAAGAUUGUAUGGCGGCUAUAUAUCAAUUUUUAAAGCUUGUAUAGCCUCAUUUUUA
Messenger RNA from Zingiber officinale, 1789 nucleotides. RefSeq names its product increased DNA methylation 1-like. The transcript has 7 exons. The record is from RefSeq and is a predicted model, not a curated record. The coding region runs from base 53 to 883 and encodes 276 amino acids. Gene Ontology annotation, biological process: negative regulation of DNA-templated transcription. Gene Ontology annotation, molecular function: transcription corepressor activity; acyltransferase activity, transferring groups other than amino-acyl groups. NCBI's taxonomy places the organism in Eukaryota, Viridiplantae, Streptophyta, Magnoliopsida, Zingiberales, Zingiberaceae.